AUGUCACAAAACUCCUCGGACGGAGCCCCCCAAGGCCAAAUUAAUCUCGCCUCUCUCUCCGUUCCUCAACUCCGCGCCCUCCAAACUCGCCUCACCUCCGAACUCGAACACCUGACCACCUCGCACACGAAGCUGCGCGCCGCCCAAGCCAAGUUCCGCGACUGUGUGCGCUCAAUCAAUGAUGGCGUGAUUGGAAACGAGAAGAAGGGAACUGAUGGUCGCGAUGAGAUCCUCGUGCCUCUUACUAGCUCGCUGUACGUCAAAGGCCGGUUGACAGAUCGCGAGAAGGUGCUUGUAGAUGUUGGAACUGGAUUUUAUGUCGAGAAGACUGCGCCUAAGGCGGUAGCAUUCUAUGACGAAAAGGUCAAGGGCUUGGAGGGAAACUUGCAGGAGUUGGAGAAGAUUGUACAGACCAAGAGCUCGCAACUGCGUAUUGUGGAAGAGACAUUGAGGCAGAAGAUGCUUGCCGAGGGUGCCCCUCAGGCCCCUGCGGGCUAA
Penicillium coprophilum is the source of this 498-nucleotide messenger RNA. RefSeq names its product prefoldin subunit 5. The coding region runs from base 1 to 498 and encodes 165 amino acids. Gene Ontology annotation, cellular component: prefoldin complex; cytoplasm. The record is from RefSeq and is a predicted model, not a curated record. Gene Ontology annotation, biological process: regulation of DNA-templated transcription; protein folding. NCBI's taxonomy places the organism in Eukaryota, Fungi, Ascomycota, Eurotiomycetes, Eurotiales, Aspergillaceae. The transcript is spliced from 4 exons.